AUGGAAAUAACGAAAGCAACAUUAUUUACAAAACGAGUUACAUCCUUCGAAAGAAAGAAACCAAUAACUCCUAAAUUGAGCAUUAGCCCUCAAAGAAAAAAAACAUUGAUCAAUAAACCACUUGCAUCAUCAUUGAAAGGAACCGAAAUUGUUGCUGAUUGCCAAGUCAAAGAAAUACCAAUAUGCUUAGAUAAUACAACAUCACCGUCCUUAAUUGAUACUCAUGGUUCCAUAAGACCAAGACGUAUUCGUAUUGUACAAAAUUUUACAUUAAUAUGGUUAGACUCAAGCAUUGAUGAAACAGAUCUAGACUAUACAAGCUCAUUAGACAAACUUCGACCAAUUGUCAAUAUCAUCAAUACAUUUCGAGAUGCUCAAUUAUGCAUUAAUUUUCUUCAAGAUAUGAAAGAUGUAAAGACAUUUCUGAUUAUCUCAGAUGCUCUUGGAGAAACAACAUUACCUCAAAUUCAUAGCAUGUCUCAACUUGUUGCUAUUUAUGUAUUUUCUACUAAUCCAUCUAAACAUGAACAUUGGGCGAACAAAUGGGGAAAAGUAAAAGGUAUAUUCGUUCAUAUCGACUCGAUUUUUGAUAUAUUAAAACGUGAUGUUCAACAAUGUGACCGUGAUUUGAUUUCAAUUAGUGUUACAAGUAGAGAUUUGAGUCGUCUUGAUCCAUCUUUUAUGUAUACACAAUUACUCAAAGAAGUUCUUAUUGAAAUGCCCCAUGAUGAUAAAGAAAAGAUCGAACUUGCUGAGUUUUGUCGACAACAAUAUCUUGACAAUCAAUAUGAAUUACAAAUGAUUAAUGAAUUUGAACGAGAUUAUCAUAUUCAUACAUCAAUAUGGUGGUAUACACGCGAAUCUUUCGCCUAUCAGAUGCUUAAUCGAGCUCUACGAGUUGAAGAUAUUGAAAUUAUUAUCAAGAUGCGUUUCUUUUUACGCGAUCUUCAUCGACAAAUUAAAGAAUUACAUUCGAAAACUGAAUACAAUGGUCAUUUUACAGUUUAUCGAGGUCAAGGUAUGUCAAUCAGAGACUUUCAAAAAAUCAAAAAUAGUGAAAAUGGUCUUUUGGCAUUCAACAGUUUUCUAUCUACAAGUCUAAGCGAAAGUAUUUCAUUAGGAUUCGCUCGUACAGCAUUAUUCAAUCCCGAUUCAGUAGGCAUUCUCUUUCGUAUGACUAUCAAUCCAUCGGUUUCGUCUACUCCAUUCGCCAAUACUGACACUAUUGGUUUCUACAAUGACUUAGAAAAAGAAGUGUUAUUCUCAAUGCAUACAAUAUUUCGAAUAGGUCAAAUUAAAUCUAUUGAAGAUCGACUAUGGUGUGUAGAACUUUCAUCGGCCAGUGAAGAUGACGAUCAAGAACUUAAACGACUCACGGAAUAUGUACGAAAGGAAACACAAGGAAAAACAGCAUGGCAUCGAAUCGGUAAAUUAUUGAUUAAAACAGGAAGUUUUGAUAAAGCUGAAGAAGUCUGUGAAAUGUUACUCAGAGAAACAUCAAAACAUGAUAGAAAUGAACUUUCACUUCUUUAUUUUCAACUUGCAUAUGUCAAACGGAACAAAGGUAACUAUGACGAAGCACUCAAGUUCUAUCAACAAUCACUUGAAAUUCGACAAAAUAUUCUCUCUCAAAAUCAUCCAGAUUUAGCUGAUACUUACACUUCUAUCGGUUUACUUCAUGACAAUAUGGGUGAAUACUCAAAAGCACUCGAUUUCUAUCAAAAAUCACUUCACAUUUGGAAAAACAUUAUUCCUUCAAAUCAUUCAAAAUUAGCUUCUAUAUACAACAAUAUUGCAACGAUAUAUAUGACUAUAAAAGAGUAUUCAAAAGCAUUGGAAUAUUAUGAACAUUCAUUAAAAAAUGAAAAGAAAUCACUACCAUUAAAUCAUUCCAAUUUGACUAUUACCUCCGGUAACAUUGGUUUUAUGUAUAAAAAAUUGACACAAUAUACAAAAGCACUUGAAUUUUUUCAUAAAGCACUUAAAACCAGUCAAAAUGUUCCUACUUUAAGUCGUCCAUGGUUGGCUAAUAUCUACAAUAACAUUGCUUUAUUGCAUAAAAAUAUGAGCGAUUAUUCAAAAGCAUUGGAAUUUUAUCAUAAAAUGCUUGAAUUUCAACAAGGAUUUAUCACUUCAAAACAUCCAGAGUUGGGUAAUACAUACUGUAAUAUAGCUUUGAUGCAUUACAACAUGCGAGAAUAUUCCAAAGCACUCAAAUUUUAUUUUAAAGCUCUUGAAAUGUAUCAGAAUAAUAUUCCUCUACAUAAUCUAGGCUUCGGCAUUGUCUAUAAUCAAAUUGGUCAAGUCUACGAAAAAAUGGGAGAAUACGCUAAAGCAAUAUCAUUUUAUCAACAAGCUAUUGAAAUUGGACAAAAAUCAUUGUCGAAAAACGAUCCUUGUCUUCAGUCAUGGGGCAGACGCCUUGUUACAAUCCAAAGCAAAAAUAUCUGA
This is a messenger RNA of Rotaria sp. Silwood1, 2451 nucleotides long. The record is from the annotation of a GenBank genome assembly. Lineage: Eukaryota; Metazoa; Rotifera; Eurotatoria; Philodinida; Philodinidae.